Molecule: messenger RNA, 1491 nt
Organism: Piliocolobus tephrosceles (Ugandan red Colobus)
Lineage: Eukaryota; Metazoa; Chordata; Mammalia; Primates; Cercopithecidae
Gene: SAMD1
Product: sterile alpha motif domain containing 1
Exons: 6
Coding region: 1-909 (302 amino acids)
Molecular function (GO): protein binding
Source: RefSeq, a predicted model, not a curated record
AUGAGGGGUGCUGAAACCAUCUCAGCUCACAUCUAUGACAGCCUGCGGGAAGUCGUGCGCUACCUCGGGGGCAGCGGCGGCGCCGGCGGUCGCCUAACCCGCGGCCGCGUGCAGGGGCUGCUGGAAGAGGAGGCGGCGGCGCGAGGCCGCCUGGAGCGCACCCGUUUCGGAGCGCUUGCGCUGCCCCGCGGGGACAGGCCCGGACGGGCGCCGCCGGCCGCCAGCGCCCGCCAGUCUCGGAGCAAGAGAGGUGGAGAAGAGCGAGUGCUUGAAAAAGAGGAGGAAGAAGAGGAUGAUGAAGAUGAAGAUGAUGAAGAUGAUGUGUCAGAGGGCUCUGAAGUGCCCGAGAGUGACCGUCCUGCAGGUGCCCAGCACCACCAGCUUAACGGCGAGCGGGGUCCUCAGAGUGCCAAGGAGAGGGUCAAGGAGUGGACGCCCUGCGGACCGCACCAGGGCCAGGAUGAAGGGCGGGGGCCAGCCCCGGGCAGCGGCACCCGCCAGGUGUUCUCCAUGGCAGGCAUGAACAAGGAUGGGGGAACAGCUUCUGUUGCCACUGGGCCAGACUCUCCGUCCCCCGUGCCUUUGCCCCCAGGCAAACCAGCCCUACCUGGGGCCGACGGGACCCCCUUUGGCUGUCCUCCCGGGCGCAAAGAGAAGCCCUCUGAUCCCGUGGAAUGGACGGUGAUGGAUGUUGUGGAAUAUUUUACCGAGGCUGGAUUCCCGGAGCAGGCGACAGCUUUCCAAGAACAGGAAAUUGAUGGCAAAUCUUUGCUGCUCAUGCAGCGCACAGAUGUGCUCACCGGCCUGUCCAUCCGCCUCGGGCCAGCCCUGAAAAUCUACGAGCACCACAUCAAGGUGCUUCAGCAAGGCCACUUUGAGGAUGAUGACCCCGAUGGCUUCUUAGGCUGAGCGCCCAGCCUCACCCCUGCCCUAACCCAUUCCGGCCCCCAUCUCACCCAAGACCCCCCAGAGUCCAGGAGCUGGACGGGGACACCCUCAGCCCUCAUAACAGAUUCUAGGGAGAGGGCACCCUCUUGUCCUCAUCUCUGCCCCUUGUGUGUCUUUCUCACACACAUCUGCCCCUCAGCACGUCGGUGUGGGGAGGGAAUUGCUCUUUAAACCCCAGGUGGCUGACCCUCCCCACCCAGCCCAGGACAUUUUAGGGAAAAAAAAAUGAAAUAUGGGGGGCUUCUCAUCUCCCCAAGAUCCUCUUCCGUUCAGCCAGAUGUUUCCUAUAUAAAUGUUUGGAUCUGCCUGUUUAUUUUGGUGGGUGGUCUUUCCUCCCUCCCCUACCACCCAGGCCCCGCUUCUCAAUCUGCCCCUGGCCUCCAGCCCCUAGGGGACUAGCUGGGUUGGGGUUCCUCGGGCCUUUCCUCUCCUGCCUCUUUUCUUUCUGUUGAUUGUCGCUCGAGCUGGCUGUAUUGCUUUUUAAUAUUGCACCGAAGGUUUUUUAAAUAAAAUUUUAAAAAAAGGAAAAGGGAAAAAAAAAAA